GAGCACCAGCACCACCAGCACCAGCAGCAGCAACGUAAUGGAGCCGUGAGCAUUCUCGUAAGCCGUACGCAAUUGCAUCACCGUGCCGACCGUCAUCUCCCGUGUCUGUACAAUGAGAUUUAACGCCGCCCGCGGCCCGCUCGACCGUCGACACGUGCAUUCUGAAGAUAAUCUGCUUUCCAGAUAAUAAAUAUAUGGAUAACUAUGUAGGUGUACACAGUUCACCUGCAUGUGCCACGUAUCACUAGCUUAUUUGGCAUAGUAGAAUGGCACAACGAGGCAAGAGGCAUAGAAACGACAAUGAUCUGGCGUCUUGUCCGGGCGCUGUUAAAAGGCGCAAAUGUAGAUUGGGCCCAGCUGCCACUGGUUCAUCGGCACUGGCAGCGACCAUGGGGCCCUCAGAAGAAGAGGAAACGAUGGCGUCGUCGAGCCAAGGGGGGGCACCCUGGACCGCCCGAUCUGUCAGCGAUAUCAAGAUUCCCAGUAUAUACAACCGAUCGUCCGCGGAGGCACCAGCGGAGUUAUUUCGUAAAGACCUGAUCAGCGCUAUGAAAUUGCCAGACAGUGAGCCGCUGAGUCCAAACGAGUAUUGGGUUAUAACUGAUCAGUGGAAGCAGGAGUGGGAGAGAGGUGUUCAAGUACCCGUUAAUCCGGAUUCUCUUCCCGAACCGAUGGUCACUGUCACGCAAACGUCUCCUUUGAAGUUACAAGCUGAAUUCAAAUUGCCUAAAAAGUUGAUAAGAAUAUCUCGUGAUGAUUAUUUUAACACGGAGGAUCAUCAUUUAAGUACCACUCCGUCGAGAGCGGAGAAGGCCUGCGCUUACGACCUCGAUGACACUGACAUCGCCUGGUUGGAAGUGUUCAAUGGUGAACGAGCACAGGCUGGACAACCGCCGGUCACGGAAUCGCAGUUGGAGCGUGUCGUAGAAGAGCUGGAGGUGCGAUGUUGGGAAAGGAUUCAAACAAUCGUGAAGAAUGAGGAGGGACUUGGGAUUGAGUACGACGAAAAUGUCAUUUGUGAUGUUUGCAGAUCGCCGGACUCCGAGGAGGGUAACGAGAUGGUAUUUUGUGAUUGUUGCAACAUAUGUGUACAUCAAGCUUGUUACGGCAUUACUUCGAUACCCGAUGGCUCCUGGUUGUGUAGAACUUGUUCGUUAAGUCAACGACCCGACUGUGUAUUAUGCCCUAAUAAGGGAGGUGCAAUGAAGUGCACACGGAGCGGUCAAAAAUGGGCUCAUGUCUCGUGCGCGCUUUGGAUUCCCGAAGUUAGCAUCGGUUGUGUAGAAAGAAUGGAGCCAAUUACAAAAAUAUCCAGUAUUCCGCAAAGUCGAUGGGCCUUAAUUUGCGUUUUAUGCCGUGAACGUGUGGGUGCUUGCAUCCAGUGCAGUAUAAAGACGUGUAAGACAGCGUAUCACGUUACGUGUGCUUUUAAAUAUGGGUUGGAAAUGAAGGCUAUUAUCGAGGACGAAAUGGCAGAUGACGGUGUAAAAUUAAGGUCGUAUUGUCAAAAGCACAGUAGAACAAAUACAAAAGACAAAGUCGGCGUUGGCGGUAGCGUAGGAAGUGGUGGAAAGGGUGGUUCAGAUUCCGAGGAUGGUGAAUCCAGACGACGAAAACGGAAAGACAUGACCUCUGAAGAGAAAAAUCAAGCACGCGCAGCUAAGCUGCAAGAAAUUGAAGCGGAAUUUGAUAAGCAUGUUAGUAUAAAGGAUAUUACUUCCCAACAAUUGGACAUAGAUCCCGAUAGCAUCAUAUACAUAUAUAACUAUUGGAAACUGAAGAGACGAGCCGGUCAUAACAAACCAUUGCUAGCUCCUCGUUGUGGCGAACUGUCGAGCGCAGGAGCACGUGCUCAGGGUCAAGCGGCCGAUGUAGAAAAAAUGCGUACGUUUGUCCAACUGCGGCAAGAUCUGGAACGCGUGCGAAAUUUGUGCUACAUGGUCGGCCGUCGCGAGAAACUUUGUCGUUCUUUUCUGAGAUUACGCGAACAGACUUUCCACAAGCAGGCAAUGGUGAUGGCCGGACCACCGUUAUCUCCAACGACGGCUGCGGCUAUUGUCGAAGCCAAUCAUGGGCCUUCGAUAUACGAUCGUCUCUAUUCCCAUCCCGAUGCCGAGGAUCACACGCAUGACUUCAACACAAUACUCUCUCGGAUCAAAAUCGAGUCGCCCACGCCAGCGUCUAACGAUGAGAAGAAAAUACAACCGGACUUCAACGGUGCGUCCAAUAAGAAACCCUACUUCAACGGUUCGGUCAGAGGGAAGAGCUUGUACGGGAGUGACUUGUCGUCCAUGAGUAGUAGCGAGACGGACGCGGUGAAGACAGAAAGGAAAACGACUGGCAAAUGCACGAAUAAGUCUAAGAGUGUGAAGACUGAGAUCGAAUCGAGCUCAGAGGAAGAAGGAAAUGCAAUGUCAAAGAACAAGACUCCCGCUAGGCGAAAAACGAAGAAAAAUACGCCGGACAAGACACGAGUUAAACUGCGCGACAGCAGCGAGAGCGAUAAGCUAGAUAUGGUGAACAGAUCGCGUUCCCAGCAUAUGGAAUUUGGUAGUUCCGACAGCGAGAGCGACGAAUUAUUGCCGUUGAGCACCAACGCCAGCUCUCGUCUCGGUCCGUCGGCAGCUUCUGCCAUAUAUUCGGAUACUGAUUCGGAUUCGCAGGAGCAUCAUUCUCACUCGGCCGUACUUAUCACAAAAGCUGCGGUGAAAGAAUUCUCAGCGGCGGAUUUAUCAAAGAAUACGCAGAAGAACUUUACCUGCAAGGAUGCCGUGAGAUCCGAAUAUCAGGAUGAGUCCACGAAGAACAAAGAGAACGUGAAGAUUUCCAAGAAGAAAGAAAAAGAAUGCAUACCAUCCGCUCUGAUAGUUCCGCAGCGGCAAGCGGCGAAGAAGGCAUCGGAGAACAUGCAGCGAACAACACAGGGUAAGAAGGAAAAUACCGCGAGCGAGCCCAUAGAGUUCGUCAAGUCGCCCGGGGAACCUUUGAAACCAACCAAGGAGAAGCCGCCUGGUAAGAAGCAGCGCGAUAACAAGGCGCCAAAGGACGUUAAGAAUAAUGACGUUUAUGAUUUCGACAAGGAGUUCGGUGACGGUUCGGAGAUCCUCGCUUACGUGCCGCAACGGCAGGCUGCGAAGAAAGCCGCAGAGCACAUCAAGAGUGGUAUGGGCACGAAAACUGCUCCGACGGAUCCCGAAACCGCGGAUGGAAAACCAAAGAAGGAAUUGCCGGACGGUGGUAAGAGAAAAGAGAUCAAGAAGGAGGAAUCGCCGAAAAAGGAGGAGCUGCUGCCGACAAGAAAGGAGGAGCCAUUGCUGAAGGAGAGACGGGGAAAGAAACAGAUGCCUGAGAGCAGCAAUAGCGAGAGCAGCAGCAGCGACAGCAGCAGCGGUAGCAGCUCUUCGGAGAGCAGCAGCGAUUCCGACGUAGCUAAGAGUCCAAUGCAAAAAUUGUCUAGCACCAUUAAGGAGCCGGCUUCCUCCUCAACCACCACCACCACUACCACGUCCUCCGAAAGUGAUAACGGUAAUCAGGUGAAGAGCAAACCUGCGAAUAAACGACAGACAAUGAAUAAAGUCGCGGACGAAGUCGAGUCUGAGAAGAGGAUUGUCGCGGGGCGGAAACUCAAGAAGCUGCCCGAUAAGAAGCUUAAAACUUCCGACGGGCGGCAUGGACCAGAGUUUCAGCCGCCGCUUACUGAGAGAGAAGAAUCAGGUAGAACCGCAGUACCUAAGGAGCAGCAGCAGCAGCAGCAGCAGCAGGCACAACAACAACAACAACAACAACAACAACAGCAGCAGCAGCAGCAGCAGCAAUCCAGUAAAAAAGCUGAUCAAAGAGACUCCUCCAAAAGGUCGACAUCCCUGCAAUCACAACAGCCAGCUGAACAAAGUGUGCUCGGUGGGUCUCGAAAUAAUGAUGGGCUACGAGGUGUUUCUGGGGCCAAGUCUACCAAGAAAUCCAGUCAGUCUGUUAAGCAGACACAACAACAACAGCAGUCUACUCUCAGAGGCAAGGAGGACAGCGGCGGAACAGUGUCCAGAGCGAAGUCGGAGACUCGUAAACGAAAAUCGAGCGAGGUUACCGCAAAGGAGGACAAGGGUAACAAGGAGACGUCACCGCUCAAGAAGAUGGAAAAGAAAUUAAUAGACAGGAUAACCAAGGAAGCCGAGAAAGAUAACAAACACGAUACUACUAGUAUUAAAAAUGUUCCAGAACACGUGGAACUUCCGAAAGUGUCUGAGAAUACUCCUAAAGUGGAUGACAAAAAGAUUAAGAAAACAAGUAAUAAGAAUGCGAUCAAUACGUUGGAGGAGGAGAUGAAGCAGCGACGGGCGGAACGAGACAGUCCAAAGAAGUCAUCGAGAGGACUGGACAAGCUUCUUGAAAAACGCGAACAUCUUGAUAAAUUGUCAAGGAACAGGAUUGCCAUUCAGCAGGAGAGAUGUAACGAGGAGAACAAGGACAUAAAAAUAGUGGCAUCCGUCGCGAAGGAGCCUGUCAAGAGUGAAGACAUUAAGAACCACAUGAGCGAGGAAGUCGCGGUGCUAGAUACUAUGAAAUUGGAGAAAGACGAUGUAAAGAAGAACGUCGAGAAGACGUUGGAGAAACCUACGGACAGAAAGAAGAAGACGGAGCGGAGGCUCGAGAGCGAGACGCAGGCUGCUGUCGAGAUGAUCACGGUGGUCGACGAGAUAGCUAGGGAUAGCAUUUACUUGAGGUCGUUGCACGAAAAUAAAAUCUCUACCGCAUUAAUGGAGAACGUGACGUCCGAGAAAGAGUGUCAGUUAAAGAGAAGAAAGUCGGUGAAUCGUUCCAUCUUCUCGCCGCAACACGGCAGCAAGGAUCCCAGUGUGUCGGAGCUGUUCGACUUUGAUCAAGACAUGUUGACCGACGACAUGGUGAACGAUGACGGCUUCAGUAUACCGCGCGACGAAGAGCGAGGAGCGGCACCGCUCUCGUUCUCCUUCAACAACGACCUUUGGUUCAAGGAGGACUCGAAGGAGGACAGUGCGCGGGAGACGCUGCAUUUGGUGGAGAAGCUGCGUAUGGAAUUAUCGAAGAAGUCGAAUUCUAGUCAGUUCGAGUUGGAAUCCGCUCCGGCGGAAGAGGAGCUACCGAAGAAAGAGGAGCCGCCUCUUCACGCGGUCGAGAAGCCAACGGAAGAGCAGCUUCAGGAGAAGGUGGACGUGCAGGAGCAGCAGCAACCGUUGGGACAGCAGCAACAGCAAGCAAUCGUACAACCGGUCGAGAUUAAGAGUAACAGCGGUGCGGAGCCCGCGCAGAUGUUCGAGGAUCUCACAUGCAAGAACCAUACUAUGGAGGACAAGAGGAAGCCUUGUUACUCGAGCAACAGCAACAAUGAACAUUACAUGUACGGGAACGAAGAGCGCGAGACGGCCAAAGUGACGGUGGUGGAGCGUGCGAAGCUCGAUAGAGCCGAGGCGGACGAGAGAUGGGUACCGCCGAGCAUGGACAAUUUCAAUCCGAGCGACGUGCAACACCUGAACACGCUGAUCGACAACCAGAACCAUCGUUACGUCGCCGCGGGCGCGGCCGCCACCACGCAUCAAUUCUCCAACGAUAUCAGCGCCGUGAUGCCGGAUUCUGCGGCGAAUCCUGACGCAGCCCUGGUCGCGCACCUCCAGCUCAACAUGCAGGAUCAGUAUCUGCAGCUGCAGCAGGCGCAUCCGAUGGAGCGGGUGCAGCAGCAUCUUGAGGCGCAGCACGUCGUGGCCCAGGAGUCGCGCGUGCAAUCACUCGCGAUGAUUGAUCAGCAGAUGGCGGCAGCAGGUACGGGAAUACCGGCGCAGAUCGUUGACGAGAUCACGCCCAUGGAGAUGGUGAACCGUCAUCUCAUCAGUCUGCCCAACUCGGAGGACGAUCAGGGUAGCGAGAUGGACCGGGUGCUGGACAAGGAGGACGUUUCGUCGGACAUCAGGCAGGACUACACGCAGAGCGGUUCGCCCUACAACGAGCUUAACGGCCGACCGGACACGCGAUGGGCCGAGAGCCAGGUUCUACCGUCGCGACGGUCCACGUCGUCGUCCAUCACAUCCGCGUCUUCCGCGGAGGAGCACACGGCUAUUCCCCCUUACAAGAAUGUACCGCCGCUGUCGUACCCGCCGAUGGACGCGACGCCCUAUCAUUCGUACUCGGAGACCGGCUCUUACGGCACCGGGGCGGUCUCGCUGUUCCCGCCGCAAUCGUGCGCCGCCCCGCUGCCCUAUCCGUCGUCCUUCCCGCCACCCUUCGGCGCCCCUUUCCCGACGCCGCAGUCUAUACUGUCGCAUGUGCCGAAGCCUCUCGAGGAGUCCCUCAACAUUGGUGCGUCGCCGUGCACCGCCGCAUUUACCUCGUCGUCGCAUAAUAUGGCCCUCACCGCGGCCAUGGUAUCGCCGACGAAGGUAACUACGCCGCCACCGGCGCUGGCACCGGUGUCACAACAACAACAACAACAGCAGCAACAGCAACAGCAGCAGCCGCCGCCGCCGCCGCCGCCGCCGCCGCCACCACAGUCACAGCCACAGCCACAGCCACAGCCACAGCCACAGCCACCGUCUUCGGAAACCGCCGUGGAGAACAUAACGGAGGUAUGCGCGGACAACAAGAUUGCGCCGUCUGGCAAGAAGUCGCCAUCGAAACCGACGAGAACGUCCGCCAGGGUGACGUCCUUGCAGGGCAAAUCGCCCGGCAAAUCGCCGCGGCAGGAGACGACCAAGCCCGCGCCGAGCUCUCGCGGUCGCAGCAGGAGCUCCAAGGGGUCUCAGCACUCGGGUUACCGGGGUCGCGGUCGCGGCCGGGGACGGGGACGCGGUAGGACCAACCAGAACCCGUCGAUCGCGAUAGUGCCGAUGUCGAACGCGCUGCACAACGACGACUCUAUCCAGAACAAGCUGGUCGGCACCGUGUACGACUUCGACUCGGACGAGGACUCGGCGAACGAGACCAACAUCGCGGAUCUGCGGACAAUGCGCGAGCGCAAGAAGUCCACCGACGUGAACGAGAAGAAUCGCGCGAGCGAGCCCCUCGGCGGCAUGGCGAACGACGGUGGCAUCCAGUCCCAUCUGACUAGUCCCACGCUGCACACCGUGAAGAAGUACGCCGACGAUAAGAAGCUCGCGUCGCCAGCGGUGCACCACGACCACCAGGCUGCCAUAGCGAAAUCCGAGUCGAGCACCAGCCACCAGUUUGCCGACUGCUUGCCACUGUUACCAGGCCCGGUGGAUAUGCGUACGUACAACUCGACCGUGGACCAGGCGAGCACGUUGGUCCACGGCCAGCCGUACGGUAACCAUUUGCUGGGCAGCUUCGCGGCGAGCGUGAGGGCGGACUCGAAUCUGCCGGAACUCGACGAUUUGUUGCACGACGGUGACUGCUGCGUGACGAAGAAGCCCACCGGUAAGCAGCAGCAACUCGCGAGCGGCGGCUUCGAGGAGCCGUGCUCGAAGGCAGGCUUCGGCGACUCGUCGACGAUAGACCCGUCGUCCGCGUCCAGCUUCGACGCCAACAAGGUUUCCCUGACCGAUUCGAGGAAUCAGUUGAAGGUGAAGAUCAAAGGCCCGUUUCUCGACGCGAAUUAUACGCCAUCGGUACCACCACUGGCACAGCAGGCGCCGGUGAUAAUCACGCCGGCUGCGACCAGUGCGUCUGUCGCGUCAGGGACAUCGAAUCUACGUCGCAUGCGAAAGAAGGAGCUGUUGCGCCAAUACUGUUCGCAGGAUAUGAACAUGGACGAUUCUGCCGGUAGUGUCGCCUCCGUGCCCAUCAUUAUCCCACCAAUCAAUCCGAAUCGCACCAUCAUUACUAUCCCUAAGGCUGUAGCUUCUAUGACAAGUAUACCAACUCGUGAGGACUACAAAGCGGUCGUUGAUGCGAAUAUGGAGAAGAAGCGUCGGAAAGAGCGCGGUGGCGGCGGCAAUGGUGGCAGUGGCUUCCUCGACGUAGUAGCAGGCGAAGAGGAGAGCAGUUCCGACAGAAAGCGUAGUCUUAUGGUCGGCACGGUCAGCGAUCGUAGAAGAGGCAGGCAGACUCGUCCGACCGCCACCACGGUUACGAACAGCGCCGGCCCGCCAAAGCUCAAGAUCAAGAUCGGCAAUAGUAUAAUCGGUGGACAGGACCUAGGCAACGCGCAGGACGAUCGCAGCCGAAUAAGGCCGCCGAAGAAGCGGCUGAGCAGCAUCCCGAGCACGCCCAGUAUGGAGGAGCUGCGCCGCGAGAGCAUGAAGUUCCGCAAGAUGAUCAUGGCGGGCUUCGACAACGACGAGAAGACGAAGAAUAAGCGCGACAAGAACGGCAAGCGGAAGAAGCGGCAGUCCAGCAAGAAGGAGGCGCGGGUGCAGAUCCUGGAGGACGGCGCCGCGCCGCCCAAGCUCAUCAUACGGCUGGGCAAACCGGCGGGCGCCAACACCUCGGCGGUCAACGACGCGCCGAACAGCGCGCCGGUCACCGGCGACGGGGACGACAAUCAGCAGCAGCAGCAGCAACAACAGCAGCAGCAGCAGCAGCAACAGGCGUCGUUGGACAACAAGGACAGUCGAGUGGGUCCGCCGCCGCCCGAGCCCGCCAAGGAGGAGACCGGAGUCUACUCGAUGGAGGGUGGCGUCGACGAGAAGCAGCCGACUUCUGACCCCAAUCCAGGCGCCACCGCCCUCAGGAACAUCCGUUCGGCGAAGGUGACGCCGAUCCGGUUAAAACUGACCCGCUGUCAGGAGGGCUACGAACUCAAGGAUCCGGUGGUAGCGAGAAGCGCGAGUGUGGACGACGGUGGUAGUGGUAGCGGUACUAGUGCGACGACGACGGUGACGUUGGUGAACUCGGCGGCGCCGUUGCCGAUCGGCGGCGCCGAGCAGGAGAAGGCGACGGCGGUGGCGGCGGCGGGACGCCUGCCGGCCACCGACGUCGUCGUCUCCGUCGCCGGGACGAGAGCCGAGCAGGAGCAGCAGCAACCGCCGUGCAUGGAGAAGCAAUCUUCCAAAGAGGACGAUAUUCCGCUGCUGCCUCAGUCCGCGAGUCACAACUCGCCGGGGUGUCCGCCCGCGCCGCUCCCGCAAGGAUGCCAAGUUAGGUGAUAAUUAAUGAUAAUUGUAUAAAUACGGUAAUCUAGUGAACCUUUCUUAGACUAUUCUUCGCGUGCGCGUGUGUAUUACGUACACGUGCCACGGCAUCGCGCACCUACUCGUCGUGCUCGCGUAUACGUAAGACAUAUAUUCGCUAAAGCACACAUACACGUACCCAUACACACACAGAGAACACGUUUUUCGCCACACGUACACGUACAUACAAGAAUAGAAGUGUAUAUUGUUCAGUACUGAGACAGAGACUCGGUGUAAGAGUGUAAUAUAAAUUAUUAAUUAUUGUAAAUGAUCUGAGGGUGAAGUGAAAUUUCACAAAGUGCCCAAAAUUUACCGCAAAUACUAAAAGGGAAAAAAAAUGAACACGUGCAUUUCGUCGGAUGUAUCGGCGGUCCACGCUAAGGUGUCCCCUCGUUGCGCGAUCAUUGUGUAACGUUGUCUCUUGUCUGCAUACCUCUGCGCGCCCACUUUUCCUCCAUUCAACACGGGAUCGUUCGGCCGAUCAAUCUCGAUUAGAACAAAACGUAGUGACCGCGUAGCUCUGUGUGACGCCGAUCAUUUGUUCUUUCGUUUUUUUUUUAUUAUUUUACGGGCAUUACACAAGCCGUCUCCAAGAUCUUUUAAAGAUUUGCGGGAUCUCUUCCAAAGGGAUUCCGAGGGGACGUGCGGCUUGCCGAUCUGUACCAUAACUUGUCACCGUCAUUUCCAUUUACUCCGCACAGCUAUCAAACUAUUUAUUACUUAAGAGAAGCAGUCUGUAGAAACGGGCCAGACUGAAUAUAUUUCCUCGUUUGUCGACGUGCCACGCUCAAACAUUUUUCUUACGCUCGUCGAUGCGACCUCAAAGCAAUACGAUGAUCAGGUGUGGACUUCAAAGGACAUGAACCGGUAUUAGCGCAACGUAUUAGCGCGCCAAGUCUUGACGGGGGUACGAGGCUCAUGUUCGUGCGCAACGAUCGACACCUUAAUGAGGUAUCGCGGCAGCGACGUAAAAUUACCUUGUACAAGAAGCAUAUUUCUCAAAUCACCGCUUAGGUCGUGAUUUUUAAAUGCUAGCUAUAAUGAAUUUUAAUAAACCACAAUACUAUAUACAAUAUUUCGAGCGAUAUACGAUCGAUAUCGACUAUAUGACAAAAAAAAAGCGUAUACCAGCCGGACGUGAAGCAUCAAAUGGAAAGGGAUUCGUCUUUUUUUUACUUUUAGAACAAAUUUCUUUUCUCUUUUUUUGUUUUGGACACACAGGCAUAUCCAUUCGUGCUUGAAAAGGGAAAGAAGAAAAGGGAGGGAAGGCAAGGACGCGCUUCUCCGCGAUUUGACAAUUCGAACUUAACGCGCCGCUCUCUUGCGUUUGACGAUUAAAACCCUGCAAGAUGCCUACGAUCGUGUACCGCGUUUUGCUCCCCCGAAGUCGCACGUUCUUCCCCUUUGUUUUCUUUCUAUCAUUUCGUUUUUCGCUUCACGCUGUGCAAUCCGCACACACGAUCAGUUAGACGCGAAAUUUGAAGAUAUUUUUUUAUUAUAUUUUUUUACACGUUAUAUAUUUACAUACAUAUACAUAUAUGUUACGUACGCACCUCUCGCGCGAUUUGUUACAUAGUUUUUUUUAUAGGAUUCAACGCGUCAUUAAUCGUCACGAUUACCCAUUUUAUCCCUUUUCACGUUGUAGCCCUGCUGCGUGUAUUUAUUUAUGACGAUCAGUGUAAGGCGCUAUUUAUUCACCAUGUAUUUUCUUUCGGAAGCUCCCAAGAACAGUUUUUAGACGACUUUUUAGUUCUUUCUCUUCCCCCCCAUCUUUCAUUCUUUCUUUCUUUCUUUCUCCUUUCUGUCUAGUAUCACCCUAAUUACUAUAUACCGCACGCUAUUAUUACUAUUAUUAUGUAAUUCUCCUCCCUUUUGUAUUAAAAAUUAUCGUUUUAAUCUCGCCACAUAGUUAACAAGAGUUAUGCGUAUAAAAUACUCAUGGUUGAUGAAGCGGCGCGCCAUGUUUUGUACCGAUAUGUAAAGAAAAGAAAGAAAAAGGAUUGCGAUCUAAUUGCGGAAUUGCGAGAAGGGAGAGAGAAAAAGUCCUUUCGGACACGCGUCAUUCGUGCGUGCGUGAUUCGAGUCACGAGAAUCACACAAAAGCUGAAGAUAUUCCGUUAGAUUUGUUUCGUACAAGGCCGAGGAGCGACGUAUCUUCGUCGCCGUCACCAUCUUCACUCUUCGGGAAAGAAGAUUCCCUGGCGAGGGUUGCCCGUAGCUGAGCCUUCGUUUUCUACUUGUCUCUCACUGCAUUUUAAUACCAGCAAGGUUAAAUAACUCUAUUAAUUCUAAAAUACGUUAAAUUACAAAUAUAUGUCUAGGCGUGGAAUAUAAAAUACGUUUAAGCAUGGAAAGAUUUUUUUUUGGAGCAUAAAAGAAUCAUCGUUUCUACGCUCGUCUCUCUCUAAAAGUCAAUCGGUGGGUCAUCACUGAAAACGGUGGACAGUCACUGAUCUACGGCCAUAAGUGUACUGCAAUUUUCAGUGGUAUGCUUAUGGCUGGAAAUUUGUGCCUGUUCGCUGUCCUCAGUGAUAAUCCACCGAUUGACUUUUCGAGAGUACGAAUACGUUUCUCCUUUUCUUUUACAAGAAUUUAUUACCAACUGUAAACUCUGAAGAGCUGCGGUAACAUAUCGAGUUACACAAAGAUGCAUCCUGAUGAAAAAAAUGUACAUGCGAAAGACGUUGUAGAGAGAUGUGUUUCUAAAAAAAAAAGCAAAAAAUAUAUCUAAAAGCGUUUAGACAUCUUCGAGACGCUCGUGUCUCCUUGUUAUUGUAUUUAUUUAUUUUUCUGUCGUGUCUUUUCGUUAUCGUAUCUCAAGAUACUGUAUGGUAUUUAAGAGUAUCAAGGAAAGGAGUUGGGAUUGACAAGCAAUUAGGACGCGAGACAUGGCGGGGAAAGUUUAGCGACGACCGAAAGUCGAUUGCGUGCAAUCGGGGGAGGGGGGAGGAUGCGUUUGUAAAACGCGCGAUAAGCGAAACUGAGGAUUGUUUACGUUUUCAUCAGUCCAGUCAUGCGCGCCGACGGGAAAUCUUAUUACCGAUUGCUGAAUCCUUUGCUAAAUGUGCAAUUGUUACGACGUCCGUAGGAAGGUCCUUCGUCCCGGUCCCCGCUCAUUAGCGAUUGUGGAGUGAAGAGAAUCGUGGGGUGCCACACAUGGGUAUUGGGGGGAAGGUGGCGGCUUUUUAAUAAGAGUAAACUUUGCGUUUUCGGUUAAGACAUGGGAAAGGAUGCAGGUACAUCGAGUGUGAAAAGCGAUAGCGAGAUAACGAUAUUCCCGUGCUCAGUUGUUCUGUUUGAACGGUCCCCCCCCCCCCGACCCAUACGCUUUUCACUCCACAAUCGUGAUGCGACGCGCAGGAUAAGAAGAAAUUGUACAUACUCGUAUCUCAUUGUCAGAUAAGACACAGGAAUCUGUAAUUGGUAUGAAGCUUAUAUAACGGCUGUGUUACCGUACGGAUCUUAUCUUCCAGAUGGUUUUUAGUUGCUCUCUUUCUUGGAUGCGAGCGUAUUAAAAAAAGGAGAGAGAGAGAGAGAGAGAGAGAGAGAGAGAGAGAGAGAGAGAGAGAGAGAGAGAGAGAGAGAGAAAAGAAGAAUUGCACGAUCGCGUCGAUAGACUUUCGACACCUCUUACAUCGAGGAUCGUUGAAGAUUUUUUUUAAAGACGAGCGCUCUAGCGCAGCUUAUUAUCGAUCGACGAACUUUUGGAGAUUACUCAGUGAUAAAAAUUGUAUAGCUGAAAGUGCAGAUGAAAAAAAGGAAAGCAGGAAAAUUGACACCUCGAAAGAAAAUUCACUUCGCGACAUCUCUCAUUAUUAGAACUUUCAUCCCGAUCGCAAUUUUCUCGAUCCUCUUCAUUACGUACUCGGGCGAAAGAUUACGUGAAUGUAUUAAAAGAAGGUUAGUUGAACCGGCAAAUCCUUGUGAUCGGACAUUAAAAGUAUCUUUCAUGCGAACGCGUUGGACUAAGAGGUAAGACAGCUUUUUGUCGCGAUCUUGCAAUUCUAAGAAAAAAGUAAAAGAGAAUGAGUGAUUGAGUAAUAGAGCGAGAGUGAGAAAGGCGAAGAGAGGGGAGAGAGAGAGAGAGAGAGAGAGAGAAUGGGCGAGUAAGUUGCAUAGAUGUAAAUGAAUGAA
Vollenhovia emeryi is the source of this 13229-nucleotide messenger RNA. It is a transcript of the gene rno, whose product is annotated as PHD finger protein rhinoceros-like. Gene Ontology annotation, biological process: regulation of transcription by RNA polymerase II. The coding region runs from base 267 to 9071 and encodes 2934 amino acids. NCBI's taxonomy places the organism in Eukaryota, Metazoa, Arthropoda, Insecta, Hymenoptera, Formicidae. The transcript is spliced from 11 exons. The record is from RefSeq and is a predicted model, not a curated record.